Bactrocera neohumeralis is the source of this 475-nucleotide messenger RNA. RefSeq lists its product as uncharacterized. Lineage: Eukaryota; Metazoa; Arthropoda; Insecta; Diptera; Tephritidae. The record is from RefSeq and is a predicted model, not a curated record. The coding region runs from base 79 to 408 and encodes 109 amino acids. The transcript is spliced from 3 exons.
CAACGCCGGUCCUCAGUUACUGGAUUUUACAACCUCAUAACCAAAAAACACCGCUGACGCUUAUCACAUCGCCCCAAUAUGACCGCCCUCAAAGUUUUCGUGAUCUUCAGCGCGCUCUUCGCAUUGGCCUAUUGCGCGCCAAAUCCCGGUUUCUUCGGUGGUGGCAAACAUGAACACCACACCAUCCAUGUACCGUACAAGGUGCACACCAUUCACCACCAUCACAUCAAGAAGGUGGAGGUGCCCGUGAUCAAGGAGGUGGAGGUCAUCAAGCAUGUGCCCAUCUACAAGGAAGUGCAUGUGCCCGUUAUUAAGGAGGUGCAUGUGCCAGUGCAUGUUCAUCACAAGGAGGAAGUGCAUCACAUUGAAGAAGAUCAUCACGACUACCACAAGGGCGGCUGGUACUAGAGGGGAGUGAGUGGCGGCGCUCAUCCACAUAGGUGUUGCCGUUGGCAAUGCUCUAGUUACAAUUUUA